AUGCCGCGUGUGAACCACACCAUCGACGACCGCAGCCCCUUGAUCCGUUAUGCGCCCGCGGGCACUUGGUCGCUUGGGAGCAGAACCCUCGACCCCCUAGCGUCGCGGUAUAGCAACAACGGAACGUUCACGCUUUGCACUACUGCGGGGGCGUCGGCGACGUUUACCUUCAACGGCACAGGGAUCUGGAUCCACGGUGCCAGGCGAAACAAUCACGGCCCAUACGAGAUAAACCUCGAUAACGACGUGAAGAGGUUUGAUGGGUUUCAGGCCGUAGAAGACUUCACCACGCCGCUCUUUUCCGCAGACAACCUGUUCAACGGGCUCCACACCAUCUCGAUCACCAAUCGCCGCGAUACCAGCGAUGCAAGACCAUACCUAGACAUCGACUUCAUCACUUGGACGGCGGAGGUACAAAAUGCGUCGGCGAGCCAAGUUGUUAUACCUCACACAGCCGGCGCCUUUCAAUACGAACCGGCGUCAGCCUGGAACCAACCUGUCUCUGCUGGGUUCAACAGCACAACGGCACACUUCACAACCACGACAAACGCCGAGGCAUCGUUGACGUUCACCGGCAGCGCUAUCUCUGUGUUCGGUGCUGUAAGCGGCACGACGGCGCCGUACUCGGUGCAAUUGGAUAAUCAGCCCGCGCAGAAUUUUGACGGUCGAGUGAACGAAUACACACCGCAGACGAUGCUGUACUUCGCGGACAACCUGGGGCCUGGGAGCCACACCCUAAAACUGGUGAACUUGCCGGCUGCAGAAGGGCAAGGCCUGCUCCUCGAUUAUGCUCUGGUCGUUGACGGGGGCUCGGAGACUCCGACGACCGCAGAUACGAGUUCGGGAGGAAUGAGCUCGGGGGUCAUCGCGGGCAUUGCUGUGGGCGCCGUGGCGCUGCUGGCUUCAUUCGUUGUUGCCUUCUUUUUCUGGCGGAAGACAGCAGGGCGGUCCAAGCGCGCAUCGAUGGUGAUCGAAGACCGCCCUCUCCCUCCCAGCAGCCUCGUCUAUACGCCAUUCACCAUGGGCUCCACCACCCAAUCUGAACUCCUACCCCCAAGCGAACGCCCUGGUGCCCCGUCAGCUUCAGAGCGACCUUCUAAUUCCAUAUACCCGCGGAGCAGCAUGUCGCAGGUGUCCAGUGCUGGUGGCAGCCGCCCUCCAUACACCGCGAACCCCUCCGAGCCCGACUCGCCUCGAGAAAGGUCGUACCCCGCAAGUGUGAGUACCCACGCCUACCAUCCCCCGGAUAGCAAGCGUUCUAUGGUCCAGCUCUCUCAUACCGCCGACCAGACUCCCUAUUCCGCCGUGCCGGACAUGGAGGAAUCCCCGCCGAGCUACGACCACGCGUCGUAUCGGCAGUAG
Pleurotus ostreatus (oyster mushroom) is the source of this 1362-nucleotide messenger RNA. RefSeq lists its product as uncharacterized. NCBI's taxonomy places the organism in Eukaryota, Fungi, Basidiomycota, Agaricomycetes, Agaricales, Pleurotaceae. The record is from RefSeq and is a predicted model, not a curated record. The transcript is spliced from 9 exons. The coding region runs from base 1 to 1362 and encodes 453 amino acids.